UCAACACUGGCACUGGGUGAAUACCUUCAGUGUACUGUUGCGGACAAUCCAGGUGAAUCUAAAAUUCUUUCCUUCAGGUCCAUGGUGUCAAGAAACUGCAGCAGAUGGAGCAGGAGUAUUUCCAGACAGUGGACUCUCACCAGAUCUCUGUCCUGGGCUUCCAGGAUGUCUAAGAUACAAUAGAGAGUCCCAGGAGAGGAUGCACAGUUCUCAGCUCCAAUUACAACAAGACACUCCGGUAUGCUGUCAGUUCUGUGGUUCAAGAGCAUGGCCUCCUUUAGAUUUGGUUUUUGUAGAGUCGCAAGAGGACUUCUGCUGUGAGAACUACAGAGAGUUGUUUGAGAUCAUGGCCCAUGAAAAACAUCUGAAAAGUUCUGAAGCAAGGUCUAGCAGACCUGCUCAACUGGAUGACCCUUUCUUUGAGGAAGAUGAAGAUUUACAAGAGAAAUCACAGGGAAAUGGAAAGCUUAGCUGUGCCUCAAACAGUCAUCAAUUUCAGGCUGUCUGACUGUGCCCCCAAAAAACAUAUGGGGGAAGUUAAAGAUUACAUGAAAUGUACUAAGGAGUCUUCUACGCCGGGAUCAGUUGAGUUUGGUUUAAGACAUCCCCAGUACAAUUCAGAUUUCUUGGAGAAGUACUACUCUCAUGGAGGGAAAUUUCUCACUGUGUUUCCAGAUGGUUCUGCACAACUUUUCUAUCCCUCAGGAAACUUGGCUAUCAUCAUUGUCAGCAGUGAGAUGGAAAGGAUCUGCAUCGUACAUGAUGACGUGACGACCCUUUGUCCUGCCAGAGCCCUCUUUCAGUCUAAUGGCAGAGCCACAUGUUAUCAUGACAGCGGCAGCAUUUGGUUGUGUGUGGAUGCUUGCGGUGGGCAAAGUCUGGAUGAGAGCGGGAGAAGGAUCAGAACAUGGAGCUGGACAGACAAGGCUCAAACACCAACACCCCUCAGACCACUCUUUCUAUCCCUCAACAAAAAUAUAGGGGUUCGAGUUCUUGGGCAACAGUUGGUGUUUCUGUCGUUUCUUGCUUCAGGACAGCAGGCCCGGUUCAGAGUGGGCAGCUGUGAGUCGUCCAAAGGACACAGCAUUGCUCCUCAAGUCAUGAUGUGCAAAGAGGAGCUGGUUCUUCUGGCAUGCAAGGUUGGGCUUCACAUGGCUCUGAUACGGUUACAGCAGUGCCAAGCCUUCCCAUCCAGUCCCACACACCUGCGGGUCACACCUCCACCUUUCCUACACUCGCUGGUCCGAAGGCUGCGUAAAUUGAGCCACAGAGUACACAUGGAAGAGCCAGACAAGGACUUUAUUCAGCGCUGUCUACAGGCCUGUCAGUCCACAGCAGGAUCUCACAAGGAAACGUAACUAUUUUUUUUAUAGUCAGAAAAGUGGCAAUUUCGUGCUAAUUCAUUUGUAUGAAAAUAUGUUGUUUUUUUAAGACGUGUCCCCCUAAACCCAACCGUCAUUGAGGUAUGAGUAAAUUGUACUAAAAUAUACAAAUGUAAUCGUACAAAUGUAUGCGAAUUGGCCACUAAAUCAAAAAGUCACUAAUGGGGUAGAUGCACACAGCCUUUUAAUUUCAGUCAGCCAGCCCUAGGGCUUCCAGGUUACUGUCAUCCCAUACUAAACUGCUGCUUUUAAGAUCUGAUUUCUUGAAAAAACACCGAUCUUCACUGCCUGGCUGAGAUGCAAUAUAAAGUGGGUAUCAG
This is a messenger RNA of Danio rerio (zebrafish), 1702 nucleotides long. NCBI's taxonomy places the organism in Eukaryota, Metazoa, Chordata, Actinopteri, Cypriniformes, Danionidae. The record is from RefSeq and is a predicted model, not a curated record.